This is a messenger RNA of Lecanosticta acicola, 1503 nucleotides long. The record is from the annotation of a GenBank genome assembly. Lineage: Eukaryota; Fungi; Ascomycota; Dothideomycetes; Mycosphaerellales; Mycosphaerellaceae.
AUGCCAUUUGGCGACACAAAGCAUUCGCCUCCAGCACUACCCGGAGAUCAAAGCACCAGAUUGCACAAAAGACACGCACGCCUCUGGACCGACACCUAUCCUCCCAUCAAGCAGAAGGCAAGCUUUACACCUUACUGGAUUCGUGUGAAAGUGCAACCCGAGCAGGACUCUGAGCUACAAAUACCCACAAACACACACUCCCGGAAAGCGUCAAUGCAAGCCAUGCCCCCGGGUACUGAAAUGUCCAGCACAACGCAACAGGAUUCUCGAGCUCCGCCUGCCGACGCAAAAGAGAUUUUGGCAACACCGCGAGCUCCAGCCAAAGCCAAGGUCCGCCACCCAGCUUUUGUCGAUUUCCGACGUCGAGUUGUGCCAGCAGAAUUGCCUCGCGUGCAGCGAGAAAGGAAGAUCUUGCGAGUCGAAAAGAACCAUACAGACGAUGGCCGGCCUCUUGGACCCAAUCGUGGCACGCUAUUUGACCCCGUCGUAAGGCCAGUUGAAGUUUUUGUGACUCAAUCCCCGAGAGCGGCGGCACGAACGAGAGCAAGAUCUGCCCUGCUGGGAGGCCUUCAACCGGUCUAUGAACAGCCACAUUUCGGAGAUUCCUGUACCGCCGAGAGUCUCGAUCACACUUUGGAAUGUGGGCACAAGGUCUUCACCGCCGGAGCGGAACCGUGUGCAAUCAACUGCCAUAUCCGCGAGGUUGCCGACUACGCGCAGCCGAAAGAUCUGGAUGCUCGGUUUGUUUGCUUCUGUUGCAUCGUGGAGCACCUGCAACAGCGUCACGCGUCGCGCGUCGCCGACUUCAAGGCGGAAUGCGAGGAGCAGGCGAUGCCGUACGGCGUGAUUGCGCAGAAGAUCCGACUGAUGCAUGAGGGGUGGAGAAGCCAAGACAUCGAAGAGGUGCUCAUUCUCGCCACCAAGGAUAGGUACUGCGAAGCGAUUUGGAUUGAUCCCGACUACCAGGAAUUGGUGAGCAUCGGGAUCGACGCGAGACAGCAGAAGAAGUCGCGGCGGAGCUCGGUGACAUCUGUCGCGUCGACAGCGCCGACGGCGGCACCGUCGAGCACGUCGACUCCGAAGAGGGACAGGGAGAGUGGGAGUUUCGGCCAACAGCCUCCGCCGUCUCCGGCUCUAUCUGCCGCGACGACGGCGAGCACUCCGCGAACGCCACUACGAAAGUCUCUGCAGGGCUUCCAGACGCUCUUCAAGAGCCGUUCACAGCGGAGCCAGUCGGCUGCUCAAGAGCGGUCGGUGACUCAAGAGCGGUCGGUCACUCGAGAGCGGUCGGUCACUCAGGCGCGGUCGGUCUCGCAAGAGCAGUCGGUCUCUCAAGAGCAGUCGGUGGCUCAAGAGCGGUCGACGGCUCCAGAGCAGUCGGAAGACGAGGUGUGGUCCGUCGAGCGUACUCCCGAGUCAUCGCCGGCGAAGGGUGCAGUUGCAACAGCAGGCAAGAAGAAUGGGUCCGUGGCUCGACCGGGAUGGAGGUUGAGAGGUCGCUGA